Molecule: messenger RNA, 2720 nt
Organism: Heterocephalus glaber (naked mole-rat)
Lineage: Eukaryota; Metazoa; Chordata; Mammalia; Rodentia; Bathyergidae
Gene: Stom
Product: stomatin
Cellular component (GO): plasma membrane
Source: RefSeq, a predicted model, not a curated record
UGGGAUGGGGCGGGGCCUCAGCCUGGUUCUCCAGCCGCCUGUCAGGCCCCCAGCAUUCCCGAGGCUUCAGCUUCAGCGACUGCGGCAGAAGAGCAAGACUCCGGCUCGCUCAGCAUGUCUGAGAAGCGACACACAGACGACGCCCGGCGGCUGCCCGACUCCCUCAAGGACAGCCCCCGUACAGGCCUUGGAGUUUGUGGAUGGAUCUUGGUGGCUGCCUCAUUCCUGUUCACACUUAUAACUUUCCCAAUUUCAAUAUGGAUGUGCAUAAAGAUUAUAAAGGAGUAUGAAAGAGCCAUCAUCUUUAGACUGGGUCGAAUUUUACAAGGAGGUGCCAAAGGACCUGGUUUGUUUUUCAUUUUGCCCUGCACUGACAGCUUCAUCAAAGUGGACAUGAGGACCAUUUCUUUUGACAUCCCUCCCCAGGAGGUCCUCACGAAGGAUUCAGUGACAAUCAGCGUGGAUGGUGUGGUCUAUUACCGUGUUCAGAAUGCGACCCUGGCAGUGGCAAAUAUCACCAACGCGGACUCAGCGACCCGUCUUCUGGCACAAACGACUCUCAGGAAUGUUCUGGGCACCAAGAACCUUUCCCAGAUCCUCUCUGACAGGGAAGAGAUUGCACACAACAUGCAGUGCACUCUGGAUGAUGCCACUGACGACUGGGGAAUAAAGGUGGAGCGAGUGGAAAUUAAGGACGUGAAGCUCCCCACACAGCUCCAGAGAGCUAUGGCCGCAGAGGCAGAAGCAUCCCGGGAGGCCCGAGCCAAGGUUAUUGCCGCGGAGGGAGAAAUGAAUGCCUCCAGGGCUCUGAAAGAAGCCUCCAUGGUUAUCACCGAGUCUCCUGCAGCCCUUCAGCUUCGGUACCUUCAGACAUUGACCACCAUUGCUGCCGAGAAAAACUCCACGAUUGUCUUCCCUCUGCCCAUAGAUAUGCUGCAGGGCAUCAUGGCGGCAAAACACUGAGCCAUGUAGGCCGGCGCUGGGAUGUGCUCUACACGUCCAAGCAAGGAGUAGGGGACCAAAUUAGCCUUAGUUCACAAGGAGAGAGUAGGGCAGGGAACCUUGAAUAUCCUCCCUCCCUGUCCUUUUCUGUAUGUUGAGGUUCUUAGAAUGUGUAGUGAUCGUAGAAACAGUGGAAGGAAUUGUUGGCUUGCAAAUACUGAGAGAGUGAGAUCGGUGAUUUAUAUAUAAGAUAAUCUCCCACCCUUUAAGAUACUUAAGGGUUUGUAUUUUAGAUCAUCUUGUAAUAGGAAAAACCUCUCUUCUUUUGACUUCCAUUGAGUCAUUCUGAACCUGCCAUCAGCGCUACACCAGAGGCAAGAACACAGGCUAACACUGCUACCUGUCACCUUGUGGCACAGCCAGCUUCUCUGGGCCAUCUGUGCCUUACCACCAGGGAGCCUUAAUUGAGGACAUUUCCCUGGUGUCCACCUACUUUAUAAACCCAAACCUCACUGGGUAGGAGCCAUCUUCCUGUCGUACCUAUCAAACUACAAGAAAUGGUCAGGCUCGAUAAAAACAGGUUACCCUAAGCCUUUGGUGACUUUUAAAUUCACCACUGUGGAGGUCCUUUUGAAAAUAAUAGAUGCAGUUUUUGUAACUCCUUUGAGCCUCCUUCAGGAGGAAAAGACUCCUCUGUGGUCUGUCUUUCAAACCAGCUAUCUACUUACCACAAAAGUGCUUCUUCUAACUUUUGCCUAUUUUCAUAUAUCAAGUUUUGAAUAGUUUUGACUUUUUAAUAAAACUUUCUCUAAGUUCUAUAAACAGACCCAUAUGAAUAGCUAAAGGAUCAAAAGACUUUUUUAAAAAAAUCUUCAAAAAACCAUUAUAUUUUACUGUCUGCAUGCUGUUAACUAUUGUACAUUUUGAAAUACCCCACUCAUGAAGUAGCGUAACAAAUAUAUUGGAUCAGUUAUAUCAAAGGAUCAUGGGCCAACACUGUUGAACUUAGGAUACAUAUGGGAGAUGUAGAACUUUUAGUUUGCCUCCUUGUUCUUUUUCUCCUGUAUCUGUUGCUGCUCAAGAAGGAAGUGGCCACCCCGUUGGGGUCAUAGUUUUUUCUGUAAUAUUAGGAAGCACCUUGUUUUGCAAAUGCCUAUGAACUGGAGCAACCUGACAUGCUUUCUACUGGCCUGGAAAGCUGGUUGUUGACAUUUACAACACAUCCUCUCUCUGAGGCUCUCAGUUUACCUGGAGAAGUCUAAAAAUAACAGCUUCCUUUCCCAGCACCUGUCUUCCUCUCAGCCCUUAGCUAAAUCACUCUGUGAGUCCCAGCCCACACUGUCCCUUCUACUAGACUCCUUUUCCAAGCUUAUUUUAGAAAACUUUGAACUAUGUUCUGUCCAGGUUCCUGAGUGUAUUGGAGAUGUAUGGACUGUUUCAGCUCAGGACUCAAGUUGCAUUUGCAUUUUGAUUUUUUUAUAUGAUGACUUUGUCUGUUGAUCUUUGACCUCUGAGGACCAGGAAGCUCCAUACCCUGGUGAAAGUCUCUCCUCAGAUGUAGCAUGACAGUGCUUUUGGUUCUGAGUUUCCUUCUCUCCAGAUACUGAAUGACUUUCCUUUUGCUGCCUUACGAAUUCAUAGGCUACAGUUAAAUCACUUGGGAGGGAAAAAGCAUAGAAGGAGCCCUGGGGUGAGAGCACUAGGGCAAGAGUGUUUCCCAUGACAACCCCUUCUCAUAAUGUACAUAAUAAAGUGUGUGGGCUUCAGUGUUCUCUGGA